AUGAAACAACUGUUUGAAAGAACUAGCUGUAACCAUUCUGGAUUUACUUUCACACUGGAUCGUUUCUUUCAACCCCGCCGCACGUCCUCUAAGAAAAGGGACAGUGAUGGCUUGUCAGCUUCUUCCGGAGCAUCGCGGGGCUCAGAGAACAAAUCCAGAACUGCCUCAUUCUCUUUGUCCCGUUUGCUGCCUCGCCGGAGAUCUAAGUCCCGCCUUAGUUUGGAUUCAGAGCCUUCAAAGUCAGACAAUGGGACAAUUAAUAACCAAAUAUCAUCGCCAUAUUCAUUGAGCCAAGGAGUAAAUUCAUCAUCAUCGACACCACCUUUGACUGGAUCUCAUCAGACCAUUCUCUCGUCUGAUCAGUUUAAUGGAUCCUCAAGGAGCCAAGAAGAUUCCUUUGUCUAUAAUGAAGGAGUGCGCAAAGUUCUUAUUGGGGAUUGCCAGUCAGAAAAAACCCUUCAAAAAAAUUCUGGCCAGCCUCACGGAGACGAGGCUCAGUCUGUGCCUAUAGAGUGUCCAGUGUGCCUUGUAGAAAAAAGUAAAGAUAUGUUUUUUGAGUUCUCAACAUGUCAUCAUCGCUGCUGUUCAUGCUGUUUAAGAGAAUAUUUUAGAAUUGAGAUAAUGGAAUCAAGACUUGCUAUAGCAUGUCCUGAAUGCUCUGAGCUCUUUCACCCCAAUGAUAUACGUGCUGUUGUCCAGGAUGAUAAUCUGAUGCAGAAGUAUGAGGACUUCAUGUUGAGGCGAGUACUAGCCAUGGACUCCGAUACAAGAUGGUGCCCAGCUCCAGAUUGUGGCUAUGCAGUUGUUGCGUUUGGGUGUGCUGGUUGUCCAAAGUUGAAAUGUGAACGUCCAGGUUGCGACACUUUCUUCUGUUAUCAUUGUAAGCAGUACUGGCAUCCUAACCAAACAUGUGAUGCAGCUCGAGCUGAACGUUCUCCUAACCUACGUUCAUCUUCUAUUAGUUAUAGUCAGGAGUCUGGAGCCCAGAAUGAAAUCAAGCCUUGUCCUCGAUGUGGUGCAUUCAUUAUCAAAAUGGAUGAUGGCUCCUGUAACCACAUGACCUGUGCAGUUUGUGGGGCUGGCUUCUGUUGGCUUUGUAUGAAAGAAAUUUCAGAUCUUCACUAUCUGAGCCCCUCAGGCUGCACAUUUUGGGGUAGAAAACCUUGGAGUAGGAAGAAGAAAAUUCUUUGGCAGCUGGGCACAUUGGUGGGCGCGCCUAUUGGCAUAACUUUGGUGGCUGGCAUUGCAGUCCCUGCUAUGAUCAUCGGCAUACCAGUUUGGGUGGGUCGUAAGAUACACUAUCGAUUUGAUGGGGCAUCUAAACAUAGGAGAAAUUUAGCUAUUACUGGAGGGGUGGCAGCUUCCAUUUUAGCCUCACCCAUUAUUGCUGGAUUGGCAGUUGGUAUAGGGGUGCCUAUCCUAUUGGCCUAUGUCUAUGGUGUCGUUCCAUUUUCUUUGUGUAGAAGUGGUGGCUGCGGUGUGACCACCACCAACUCUGGUGGGGUCAGAUUUGAGUUUGAUGAGCAUGAUGAAAACAACACCCAUGGCCCUUAUAGUUACACAGGUGAUACCCACAGUAUGGAGACUGCCCCAACUGUUGCUAAUCCAAGUAUCGCCCCAAGUAUAGGGGACGCAAGUCUAGGCAUGACCAAUAGUUUAAGUGCCAGUGGGAGUCAUAUUGAUAGAGCAGGAAUUUUGCGUGAUGAUAGUGAUAGGGACUCAGCUAGCCACAGGGUUCUUGUAGGGAACAGUAUUAAUGGCAGUCUCUGCAGUGCUUCAUACAGUACACAACACCACAAACUAGAAGUCCAGGCAGACAUUUCUGAACAUUCAGCUCACUGUGAAAGAUCAAGUGUAGGAGGGGAGUCGUACAGCAUGUCACUCAAUGAUGAUGCCAGCACAAGAGCGUUAGCUGGUUCAAUUAUAUCGCCAAAGGACAAAGAUGGAAUUUCUCUUUGUUCAAGACAUUUUGAUGGAACACCAGGGCCUCAUGUUUACCCCGAAGACUGUGAUAAAGAAGAAUGUAGGACACCAACCAGUGGAGGGCAGCAUCAGAGGGGUAGUUCCUCUUGUCCUACAUCACCACAUCUGCGUAAGGCCAGCCCUGCCCCAUCGGAAGAUACUCGCAGCACUCGUGGGAAAAAGUGUACAAGGUUCAUGGACCAGGUCUCAGAGAUAGAAACCAAAAGCGAUGGUUUAAGCAUUGGGUCUAUCAUGAGCACUGCUAGCAGUUCUCCCUGUUAUGAAAAUGUCUCUCCUACCCUUCCAGCUUAUUCAACCCUUUCUCUGACAGCAGCAUCUUCUGUCCCAGUCCAGGCAACUCUAGCCAGCUGUGAAAGUUUGAUGAGUGAAGGUAAAGCUGAAAUGGCUGGGGCCACAGAUCUUUGCGAGCAUAUGUCAUCCAUCAAAGGAGUCCGUGUAAAGGCAGAGUCCACCAGUGUGUUGAUGGAUGGGGCAGAUUCACGCUUUUGUGAAAUGGGAGGACUUCGGAGAAAGAGUGACUCAGCAUCGAAAGAUGAAUUUAGCCACGCUGAAAGGUCAUUUUCCUGCAGGAAGAGAAAGCCUGGUUCUGUGUGCGAGAAAGAGCAUAGGUCCCAGCCUGGAACAUUGUCUGACAUUUCGGAAGUGAGGGGCAUGCCAACUAUGUUGACAUCUGGUUGCCCUGACCUGUUAGCUGUGAUAGAUACCAAGUGUGAGAAUGUGUUUCUAAACAAGAAAGGACAGACAAAAUUCAGACACAUGUCAACGUCGUCAUCCUGUUCAUCUUCAUUUGAUGAUACCUCUGAUUAUCCAUCCCGUAAAUUUAUGUAUGGGGGAAGAAAUCUGUGUGCAACCUGUGAGUCAGAGGAUAACAGAAACAGAAUGUAUGUCUAUGGUGGGUCAGUGCUUGAAGUGUCUGAUAAAAAUUCAUCUCAUGUUGACUUGGAAGGGGAGGAGACAACAUCUUUGUCCUCCAUAUAUGUCCAUAACAAGCUUAUGUUAUCUGAUCCUGACUGGCUCCUCAGAACAGUUGGUAACUCCAGUUAUCCCACAGAAGAAGAACCUGAGCUUACCCAGUGUCACACCAGACUAACAAAACGAGACUCCUGUGUCUCUCAUACAAGCAUAGGCAGUGACACGGCUCUAGUUCCAUCCCCAUUACCUGAUGUUGAGAUACCAACCCAUAAAACUGCUGCUGUAGAAGAGCUUUCCCCAAGCCAUGUUUCCCCAGUCAAUUUACCAUUAAAUAAAUCUAUUUCCAUGCCCUUAACAUCAAGACUCAACUCUUCUGAUGACCAAGGUUAUUCUCAAAUAUUUCUUAAAAAAACUCAAAACCCAGAUUCAAAAGAAGCUUUUGACCAGGUGAAUUUACCAUUAGUUGUUUCGUCACCAGAGCUUAAGUUGAACACAAGCGCACUAUCAGCUAUGUCUUUGAAUGGGACCAAUGAGUUAAACUGCUCUGCUACCAUCGCAAUGAGCAGGCACAUCAAGAAACCUGAUACUCUGUCUGGUGUAAGGACACAUCAAAAAUAAGAAAUAUUUGCCUUCAAUGACUUAAAAUUAAUUCCAUGAGUUAUCUAUAUAUUUUGUUGUUGUUAUUGUUGUUAAUGGUUUUCCUUAUUUUAAAAAAAAAAAAAAAGGCCAAAAUUAAUUGACAUAUGGACAAAGUCGAGAGAUGUACAAAAUAUUCAUUCUGGCUUGGCCAUACUUAACAUUGAAUAACAUCUUUCACACUUUUUUGAUGUACAUCAUAAUAAAUAUUUGAAACUUAUUUCAGCAAUUGGCAAUGACUGUUGUAAAAAGAAAUAUAUAUAUAAUUUAUAAGUUAUUAUGGUAUUUGUAUGCUUAAAAAAAAAUUUACUUUCUUUAUUACUGUUCCUACACUGUGAUUUAUUUCAUUUUUUUUUUAAAUUUCCAGAUUUUUUAUUUGCUGAUUUAUCAAAGAGUAUUAUACAUUUGUGUUGUUAGUUGUAAUUCUUGUGUUGUAUUAUUUUGUUUUUCUUUGGAUCCAGUGGUUUAUUGCUGACAUAUUUUAUAUUGGCUUCUCACAUGUUUUUUUUUUCAUAUUUUAUUUAUUUAUAAUAUUUAGGGCCUGCUGUAUGUAAUUAUCUUCAUCUGUAUAGUUUUGUUGAUUUUCUGCCCCUUCCAAUUUACAUACUUGUUUUGUAAAGACACAAUGGGUCUAGUUUUACAACAUGUAAUAAGGAUCGUUCAAACGGGUGUUUCACAGAAAUGAUGCAGCAAAGAAGGAAUGUGGAAUGAAUAUACCUAGAAAUAUCUUUUGAAAAAAAAAACAAAAAAACACAAACUUCAAAUAAGAUGAUAUUAAUCUCUAGACCUGCUUUGCAAGGGGAGGAUACAACAUCUUUGUCCUUAAUAUGUGUCCAUAACAAGCUUAUGUUGCAUCAUGCAAUAUAAUUUGAGACUGGAUAAUCUAUACUUCUUCCAUUAAAACAGUCAAAUAAUUGUACACCUCUUCCAUUGAGAAACUUACUUUUGUUAAGACUCAUAAUAAGACCAAUUUUUUUUUUAAUUUUUUUUUUCUUGUUGGUUCUUGUUUAUGUUUUUAUCUUUUUUAAAGUUAGACACAUCAUCCUAAGGGAAUAGGUUUUGUAUUCCAUAAUACAUGCUGCUGUUUCAUAACUGUGUACUGUUCCAAGCAUUCUAAUUAGAAAUGAUUGACAAGUCUUUAACCAAGCAUACAUGAUUGUGAAUUCAAGAGCUUACAAGACCAACUUGAUAAGGCACAAAUAGACUUCACUCAUUGAAUAUUUCAAGAACUAUUUUGAUUUAAUGAAUGACAAGUACAGAAGUUAUGGAAAUUAUUUUGCAUCAAGUUUCUGUAUAUAAAACUGUGUAUGAAAUAACUUAUUUCAGUUUAAGCAUCAGUUACUAAACAUCUGUUCCAAACAUUCUAUUAUGAUUAUUAUAUUACUGAUUGGGGCCUUUGUUUUAUAAUGUAAGGUAAUUGUAUGUAGUUAUCCUAUCUAUAUAAUAUAUACAUAUAUAUAUAUAUUAUAAAGCAGCUUGCUUGUAUGUGUUGGAUAGUCUAAGCUUUCAUAUUAUCAAAAAUAGCCUGUUAUAGAGUACAAAUAUUUUGUGGCUAUCUAUAAAAUUGUUGGUUUUUUUUUUUUUUUGGAAAGGAGUAGUAGUGGUAUUUUCUUAAAGUAAUUUAUCAAUGGCUUUGUCUGUGUUGGCAAAAUCUCUAGGGCACAAUUGAGUCUUCAAGCCAUGUGAAAUACUGCAUUCUCCCUUAAUCUACUGAGUCAAAGACUAACCUUUAUUAUUUUUUAGUUGUAAUUAAUUUUUAAGAAUUUUUUUUUUCAGUUUAUAACUUGAAUGAUUUUAAGUUAAAAAAAAAAUCCUGUACCUGGUAGUAGAUUAUUUGAAGUACCCUUGACUUUGUAUUUUUUAUAAUUAUCUCCCAUUUGUGUCAUAAUUAAUGCCCCUUAUUUGAAACAUGACAGUUGGUCUGAGCUUGGCAACAUAUUACACAUGUUAUAUUUAAUAGUGUAAUAGACCUAUAUUUUUAUCUUUCCUUAUGACUUGACAAAAUUAUUCUUCAAAGCAAAAUAAAAUAAAACUUUCAA
This is a messenger RNA of Biomphalaria glabrata, 5570 nucleotides long. RefSeq lists its product as uncharacterized. The transcript is spliced from 12 exons. NCBI's taxonomy places the organism in Eukaryota, Metazoa, Mollusca, Gastropoda, Planorbidae. The record is from RefSeq and is a predicted model, not a curated record. Gene Ontology annotation, cellular component: ubiquitin ligase complex; cytoplasm. The coding region runs from base 1 to 3513 and encodes 1170 amino acids. Gene Ontology annotation, biological process: protein polyubiquitination; ubiquitin-dependent protein catabolic process; positive regulation of proteasomal ubiquitin-dependent protein catabolic process. Gene Ontology annotation, molecular function: ubiquitin protein ligase activity; zinc ion binding; ubiquitin conjugating enzyme binding.